Messenger RNA from Prunus armeniaca (apricot), 273 nucleotides. NCBI's taxonomy places the organism in Eukaryota, Viridiplantae, Streptophyta, Magnoliopsida, Rosales, Rosaceae. The record is from the annotation of a GenBank genome assembly.
AUGGGAGAGAGGGGCAUGGCCUGGUGGAUCUGGGCAGUGCGUAUGUCGGAUUUGGGCGGUGUGGGGAGAUCAAAUAGAGAGACGGCGGCGGCAUGGGAGAAUGGGAGAGAGGGGCAUGGCCUGGUGGAUCUGGGCAGUGCGUAUGUCGGAUUUGGGCGGCGUGGGGAUCAAAUAGAGAGACGGCGGCGGCAUGGGAGAAUGGGAGAGAGGGGCAUGGCCUGGUGGAUCUGGGCAGUGCGUAUGUCGGAUUUGGGCGGUGUGGGGAUCAAAUAG